Molecule: messenger RNA, 637 nt
Organism: Sapajus apella (tufted capuchin)
Lineage: Eukaryota; Metazoa; Chordata; Mammalia; Primates; Cebidae
Gene: NDUFC2
Product: NADH:ubiquinone oxidoreductase subunit C2
Exons: 3
Coding region: 140-505 (121 amino acids)
Biological process (GO): mitochondrial electron transport, NADH to ubiquinone
Cellular component (GO): mitochondrial inner membrane
Source: RefSeq, a predicted model, not a curated record
CGCUGCACCGCGCUGCGCCGGGACCUUGAGGCCGGCGCGCAGAGGACAAAGGUGACUGCGUAGGCCCGCGCCGUGGUCGUGCUGGUUUCCCUUGUAGUUCGUGGUCUAACGCUAGGCCUCAAGUGAGAACUGCGUCACCAUGUUAUAUACGCGGCAGAAACGAGAGCCUUUAAGGUUUCUGCCGGAUGAGUCCCGGAGCCUGCCCCCGCCUAACCUGACCGACCCGCGUAUCCUCUACUUAGGCUUCUUGGGCUACUGCUCCGGCCUGCUUGACAACUACAUCUACCGGAGGCCGAUCCUGAAGUCGGGUUUGCAUCGCCAGCUUCUAUAUAUUACAGCCUUUUAUUUUGCUGGAUAUUUUCUUGUAAAACGUCAUGACUACGUAUGUGCUGUGAGGGAUCGUGACAUGUUUGAGUAUAUAAAAUUACAUCCAGAGGAUUUUCCUGAAGAAAAAGAGAAGAAAACGUAUGGUGAACUUUUUGAAAAAUUCCAUCCAGUACGUUGAAGUCUUCAAAAUGCUUGCUCCAGUUUCACUGAUAACUGCUGUAUCUGAAUUUGAUGGAACAUGUUUCCAAUGACAGUUGAAGUUUAUGCUAAUCUGUAUGUUGACACCUUGUAAUUAAAAUAGUUACCAUGA